Scheffersomyces coipomensis is the source of this 1858-nucleotide messenger RNA. RefSeq lists its product as uncharacterized. The record is from RefSeq and is a predicted model, not a curated record. Gene Ontology annotation, biological process: division septum assembly. The coding region runs from base 384 to 1757 and encodes 457 amino acids. Lineage: Eukaryota; Fungi; Ascomycota; Pichiomycetes; Serinales; Debaryomycetaceae. Gene Ontology annotation, cellular component: division septum. The transcript has a single exon.
CGUUCCCAACAAAUUAAUUACUAGCAUAAGUUCUAUAUAAUUACGAUGAAAUACUACUUAUUAAACAGUUAAUUGUUGGUAAUUCUACGUAUCACAUCCAUUCUUAUAUCAAGACUUUUUCACCAAGUACAACUUAAGUUGAAGAUCUAUAACUAUAGUAAAUCAUUAAAAAGGUCUUAACUAUGUAAAUCAGUACUACUAAUUUAAAAACAAACGUCGUGUAUUAUGUUCAAAACUUAUCCAUCCUGCAUAUACCGGAAUAUAAACAAAAGAUUUCAAAACACUGAUUCCUUUGAUGCAACCCAAAGUAAGAGAGCUAGCCAAUAUCAAUACCCUCCAUCCCCUUCAUCAGUCCAUAGGUUAGACCGUGAUAAACUCCUAACAUGUUCACUCCUAAGGUCCAAUCGCCAGUGGCGGUGAAUUUGGACUCCAUAGGAUCAAGUGUGAUAAGAGGUUGUCCCGGUGUAAUACGAAGUCUACCCCGAAUUCAAACUAAAUUAGAAGUUAGAUCAACUUUACCAGGUAAAUCAUUUAAAUUAAGAUAUAUAAGUUUGGAAUUAAGAACAGUUCAAAAAGUUGGAGUUCCUUCCAAAUUAGGAAGUAAUGAUGCCAGUCGUGAUUAUAAAAUAUAUGAAAUUCCUACUCUUUAUCGACCUCCAAUGGCUCAAACUUAUCAAGAUAUAAUUGGAUUGGAUAUACCAAUUUUAAUCCCAUUACCAAAAGAUAUCAUAUCAAGUGGUGUAUUUCCCAAUUAUAAUGCCUAUACUAUUCAUCGAUUGGUUAUCAAAGUUUCUAUUGGUGAUUCCAUUGAAAAUGAAAUCAAUUAUGUUUUUCAAUUCCCUAUCCCUAUCAUCAUUUAUGAUUCUUUACCAUUAUAUGGUCAAUUCAAUAAACCAGUAUUACAAACACUAAGUACUAGUGAUCAUCAAGUUUGGGUAGAAACAUCAUUACCCAUUUCAUCAUUAGGGCCUAGAGAUUCAUUCACAUUAAAUGUUAAAUUAAUCACUAAUUAUCUUAAUAAUAGUUUAAAACGAAAUAUAAAAUUAUCAAAAUUAACCUUACAAAUUCAUGAAAUUUUAGAAUGUUAUGAUGGUGGAUUACCAAAUAAAUCAACUAAGAUCUUUAGUACCAGUGAAACAUUUGGUGAAGAUGGUCAUAAUCCAAAUAAUACUAUAACCACGGAGGGAUUCAAUUAUCAAUUUAAAUGUAAAUUUCCUUAUUAUAAUGAUUAUUUACGAUUAUAUGCUAAUAAAGUUGAAACCAAAGGAGGAAGGAAAUUCCAAUAUGCCGAAGAUAUUCAACAACAAGCAGAAGAAAAUCAAGAAUUUGAUGAAAAUGGUCAACGAAUUAAACUUAAUGUUAAUAAAGUUAUCCUCACUAAUUCAUUUAUAAAAGAUGGUAAAAUUGAACCAGGAAUUCCCUUAACUCAUACUCAAGGAUUCACAACUCGAGGGAAAUUCUUCUCAAUCCGAUAUGAAAUCCAUCUUAAAGUUAAAAUCAUUAAUGCUAAGGAUUUAGAAUUUUCAAUUCCAUUAACAGUUUGUCCCUUCGAUAGAAUUAGUAGUGAUUAUUUAUUACAAUGGAUUACAGAUGAAUGUAAACAAACAAAUUUACAUUUUGGUCCCGAUAUACCGAAUUUAGUAUAUCAUGCUGCAAAUUAUAAUGAAAUGGUGGAUAUCUUUCAACAAUUUAUUGAUCCUCCAAAGACUUAUAAGAAUAGUAAAAUUGAUUGGAUUAAAUUAGGUUAUAAUAUAUAGAUAGAUAGAUAGAUAAAAUUGGGGAAACAUAGCAAAUGUAUAUAGAGAGAGGGAAGCUAAAUGCAGGAUAAUGUCGUAUAAGAUUGUAUGUAUGUAGCUGU